AUGGCCCGCAUGGCACGCAUGGCACAAAUGGCCCACAUGGCACACAUGGCCCACAUGGCCCACAUGGAACACAUGGAACACAUGGCCCACAUGGAACACAUGGCCCACAUGGCACACAUGGCCCACAUGGCCCACAUGGCCCACAUGACACACAUGGAACACAUGGAACACAUGGCACACAUGGCCCACAUGGCACACAUGGCCCACAUGGCCCACAUGGCCCACAUGGCACACAUGGCACACAUGGCACACAUGGCCCACAUGGGCCACAUGGAACACAUGGGCCACAUGGCACACAUGGCCCGCAUGGCAUGCAUGGCCCGCAUGGCAUGCAUGGCCCACAUGGACCGCAUGGCAUGCAUGGCCCACAUGGACCACAUGGCAUGCAUGGCCCACAUGGACCACAUGGCAUGCAUGGCCCACAUGGACCACAUGGCACACAUGGCCCACGUGGAACAUGUGGAACACGCGGCCCACGUGGCACACAUGGAACACAUGGCACACAUGGCCCACAUGGCAAACAUGGCCCACAUGGCCCACAUGGCCCACAUGGCCCACAUAGCCCACAUAGCCCAUAUAGCCCACAUGGCAUACAUGGCACACAUGGCACACAUGGCACACAACACGUGGCCCACAUGGCACACAUAG
Messenger RNA from Nerophis ophidion (straightnose pipefish), 648 nucleotides. RefSeq names its product histidine-rich protein PFHRP-II-like. The coding region runs from base 1 to 648 and encodes 215 amino acids. Lineage: Eukaryota; Metazoa; Chordata; Actinopteri; Syngnathiformes; Syngnathidae. The record is from RefSeq and is a predicted model, not a curated record. The transcript has a single exon.